UGUGGUGCUUGGUUAUUACAUUGGUCGCCGUUCCGCCCUCCUGCUGCCUGUCCCGCGCCGAACCAGACCGACACCGCAAUGCGAUAGCAUCCAGUUCUGUUUUCUGUUCCAGCAUUUAGGUUGAAAUGCCCCCGAAGCGCCGAGGCGGCGGAGCGGCCGCAGCAGCUACCCCGAGGAAAGGCAGACAGUCCAAGCUUGCGAAGGAGAACGACAUAACAGCUGAGGAAGAGAAUGAGAUCAAGGAGGCUUUCCACCUCUUCUCAACAGUCAAUGAAGAAUUUGAGGACGAGAAAGAAGGCGUGAUCCGUACUCAGGAUGUGCGGAGAGCUCUUGUAGCUAUUGGGCUUCCGCCCUCUGACUCCCAAGAACUGUCUUCGAUUCUCGCUGCUAUUGACCCCACCUCGACGGGGUUCGUUCCAUACGCCCCGUUCCUCUCCGUUGCUGCUGCAAAAUUACAUGCUCGUGGUGACGAUGCCCUUGACUCCGAAGUCGAGGCAGCCUUCCGAUUGUUUACACUGGGAAACGAUGGACCUAUCACCCUUGGUCAUCUGCGCCGGAUCGCUCGUGAUUUGAAGGAGGACAGUGUUGGAGACGAAUUACUGAAAGACAUGAUCCGGGAGGCCAAUGGCGGAGCGGGUGUGAAUGACGGCGUGACGCUCGAACAGUUUCGCGACGUGAUGGCUAGAGCAGGAGUGUUUUGAUGAUCUCGGACUGUCUAUAUUCUCGUGCUCAAGGAGUUGGUGGCUUUGCGGAAGGCGUUUCUUUCUUCUGGUAUGGGUCUAGGAGUCUACUUUCGGCGUGCAUUUUCCCUUGGAGGUGCCUGUGAAUGCAGUAUUUUAAGUGCAUACUCCGAACAUGAUUAUGAUAUAUUCGAUGCCAACCUUGCACACGCUGAGAAUGAUAAACCUGUAAAGAAAUUACAUUUGGGAUGAAUUCCGAGGCCCUCACAUGGACCGUUGCGCUGAAGAGAGCACAGAGAAAUGAAUCAAAGAC
Molecule: messenger RNA, 993 nt
Organism: Paecilomyces variotii
Lineage: Eukaryota; Fungi; Ascomycota; Eurotiomycetes; Eurotiales; Thermoascaceae
Product: EF-hand superfamily Ca2+-modulated protein
Exons: 4
Coding region: 126-701 (191 amino acids)
Source: RefSeq, a predicted model, not a curated record